AUGACUGAACAAGGUGUGACAGUACUUGAAGGUCCAAUUUAUGCUGUUGGAGGCCAUGAUGGCUGGAGCUACCUGAACACAGUGGAAAGGUGGGAUCCACAAAGUCAGCAGUGGACAUUUGUAGCUAGUAUGUCAAUUGCUCGAAGUACAGUUGGUGUGGCUGCACUGAAUGGCAAGUUAUAUUCAGUUGGAGGCCGUGAUGGAAGUUCUUGUUUGAGUUCAAUGGAAUACUAUGACCCUCAUACCAACAAAUGGAACAUGUGUGCACCAAUGUGUAAAAGAAGAGGGGGAGUAGGAGUGGCUACCUGUGAUGGUUUUCUUUAUGCUGUAGGAGGCCAUGAUGCUCCUGCUUCAAAUCACUGUUCUCGUCUUUUAGACUAUGUAGAAAGAUAUGAUCCUAAAACAGACACAUGGACCAUGGUGGCUCCUUUGAGUAUGCCUCGAGAUGCUGUUGGGGUUUGUCUCCUGGGUGAUAGGUUAUAUGCAGUAGGUGGAUAUGAUGGACAAUCUUACCUGAACACUAUGGAAUCCUAUGACCCACAAACAAAUGAAUGGACACAAAUGGCUUCCUUAAACAUUGGAAGAGCAGGUGCCUGUGUCGUAGUCAUCAAGCAACCUUGACCUGCUUAAAUUCCUUGGGAUUUGACUCACUGGAGUGAUUAUUUUUCUAUCAGAUGAUCAGAAUGGUAACUUUAUAAGAACAAGAUUUUAUGAAAAUUGAGCUACUGCUAUCAAAGAAGGUGGAAGAUCAAAAAGAAAGGGAAUAAGAGAACACUGAUCAGUCUGUUUUGGGACAAAUGUCUGGACAUGUAGUUAGCUGAGGAACUGGUUUUGGUACUUUGUUUUGUAGACUAUAUAAAAACCAUAAAUGACAAAAGUUGUGUCUUUUUUUUUAAAAAAAUCACCUAAAAGAUGAGAAACAGGUAUUUAUUUGUGGCAUGGCUAUUUUCAAAAACUACAGCAUUCAUUUUUUUAAUGUCACAUAUUUUAAGAGGAAGUCAGCAGCAGUGAACAUUCAUUAAUCAGGAUUCAUUUGAAUGAGUUAUUAUUUUCUUAACUUGAUGUGAUUUUUGAAAGAAAGGUGAAUAAUUUCUAUUAAAAUAAAAUUAUUUGAGAGGACCUUUAUUCAUCAUUUUCCUAAAUCAUAAUAAAAAUUAAGCAGAAAGACUCAUGAUUGCCUCUUCACCUUAGAAAACAAAAUAAAACAAAACAACUCUCCCUUCUACAAGAAAUGCACAAUGGUUAUCACAUUUUAUUCUGAAUGCCUAAACUAAUUGGACAUAGAAGAAGAAAAAUACUAUUUUAGCUAGAUUGUCCACAUUAUUUUGUUUGAUAAGAACAUCAACCAAAGAAUUAUGGUUUUACAAUUGACAUUUGCCUUGUGUUGAGUUCAAUGUAUGCAUGUGAGAUGUAGUCCUAGAGUACUUCUUUGCAUGUCUUGCAUGUUAAAGGCCAGAAACUACUUAGAAAAAUUAAAUUAUCUGACCUAUCAGGAUGGUGAUGUCAAGGUCUUAAAGUCACAAGUGUGAAAACAGAUCUCUAAUUCUUACUCCACCAGUGACUUUUUGGAGCCAAUAACACUGAAUUAUUUUAUCUGUUCCAAAAAGUUCUUUGUGAAGAAUACUUUGCCCAUGAACAAAAAUGAAUAAACAUUCAAGAAGCAUGGUAGUUUCUCAUGUAUACUCACAUUUCAACCAACAAAUGGUUGAAAUAAAGAUUAUUUUUGCUAAUGAGUGUUUUAUCUCAUUUUUUAAAAAUAAAAUUGAGAGGGAAACAGUGGUAAGAUAGAAUGUAAUGGAAAGUACAUUUUCACUGCCUUCCUCAGACCUUGAAAAGCCUAUAUCUACAUUAAACUAUCAGCAAAAGAUACCUCAUAAGUAGACCCAGCUGCCAUCAACAAGAGUAAAUCUUCAUUAAAACACUCACUUAACAUCAUCAGUACUUAAUGGAGUAUCUUGUCCCAUAGAAAAAGCAUACAAUAAGACUCAGGAGGCAUGUAAAGCUGAAGUGGGCAGGAACUGACAGAAUUGCUUUCUUCUGAACUAAUGAAAGCUUAUGUAAGAAUGGAUGAGGUCACAUUUCAGAUUCAGAAGCAUAAGGACAUCUGUCUUAACUAGUUAUCAUUCCUCAUAUUUAUUGGGUGCUUACAGUUAUUGAGAAUUCUUAAGAGGUAUUUCUUACUGCUAAGAUAAAUUGAAAUAAAAUUCAAAUAAAGGGAAAAUGAUAAUAUCUGGAAUUUUGAAAAAUAAAACAAAGGGAAUUCCUUAUUGCUUUUUUUUCUUUUGUGUUCUCUUUAUAGCACUAGGUUAUAUGGAAGGCUCGUAAUGGUUUUAAAGCCAAGUUCAGUAGAGAAUUUUCUACAUGCCAAAGUCAUGAAUAUAGAUACUAAAACAGUAACAA
Molecule: messenger RNA, 2400 nt
Organism: Antechinus flavipes (yellow-footed antechinus)
Lineage: Eukaryota; Metazoa; Chordata; Mammalia; Dasyuromorphia; Dasyuridae
Product: kelch-like protein 1
Exons: 5
Coding region: 1-621 (206 amino acids)
Molecular function (GO): protein binding
Source: RefSeq, a predicted model, not a curated record